This is a messenger RNA of Spirodela intermedia, 7050 nucleotides long. Lineage: Eukaryota; Viridiplantae; Streptophyta; Magnoliopsida; Alismatales; Araceae. The record is from the annotation of a GenBank genome assembly.
AUGGCUCAGCCUCUGGUGAAGAAGGACGACGACCGGGACGACGAAGGUCUGAUCUCGAUCCCGAUCCCCUCUCUGCUUCUGUUCUUCGAUCUCUGCUGCCUCGGUGGCGAUUUCGUUUUUCGUUUGCGGAAAUUCGCGCGAGUGUAAUGCUCGGUGUUUCUUGGAGCAUCCAUUUCCUUUUAAGGCGCCAUCGGGCCGCCUUUCCUUCUGCCAUUGCCCUACUAGAUCUGAAUCUGAAGUUGCACGAGUAGAUCUGAGGGUGACGGUUUUGGGGACUUGUCUACAUCGUGAAGUUAUACUGGUUGAUGUUGGACCUGGUCAUUCUAGGCCUUUUAUCCUUCGGAUUAUGCCAGACUCGUUUAGAUCUAGGGAUACUUUCUUAACGACUUGGAUCGCGUGGUUUAUUAUCCGCUGUACUCCGUGUGAUGUGAGCCGGAACCGUUGUCUUGAAUAAAGAAGCUGAAACUUCGUUCGUUUUGCAGAGGAAUACUCUCCAUUUCUAGGGAUCGAAAAAGGUUCUGUCCUACAAGAGGCUAGAGUAUUUAAUGAUCCUCAGCUGGAUGCUAGGCGAUGCUCUCAGGUACUAUUAUCCCACGGCAGAAAUACUCUUCCGACUUAAACCUUUUUUUUUUGGUGUAAUUCAUUCCCUUUUUCCUUUGAUUCUAUGUGUACAGGUGAUAACGAAGUUGUUAUAUUUACUCAAUCAGGGUGAAACCUUUACAAAGGUCAGCUUUUAUUGAACACUCGAUCCACAAAACCCUCGACCUCCUCCUAUCCUUAUAUACCCUUGGCUCUUUUAGUCUAUUUUUCUGACGAUUGAAUCAUAUUUUUCUUGCGGACUUUCGUAGAUUGAAGCAACAGAAGUUUUCUUUUCCGUCACCAAACUUUUCCAAUCCAAGGACUCAGGUCUCAGGAGAAUGGUUUAUCUGAUCAUCAAGGAGCUCUCACCUUCUGCUGAUGAGGUUGGCUUUGGAACAUUCCCAUAUUUCUUCAGAACCCGCUGUUCUACUCUCCUCCAGAUAGAGAGCCUUUGGAAAUUCAGAAUUGACUCUUCCCUCUUUACAUUAGGUUAUUAUUGUCACGAGCUCACUGAUGAAAGACAUGAAUAGCAAGACGGAUAUGUAUAGGGCAAAUGCCAUUCGUGUUCUUUCUAGAAUAAUCGACGGUACACUUCUCACUCAAAUUGAGCGAUACUUGAAGCAAGCCAUAGUUGACAAGAACUCAGUUGUUGCUAGUGCUGCACUUGUCAGUGGCGUGCACUUACUGGAGGUAAUUUCUAUUGAUUCUAUAUCAUUGAUGAUCGAUAUGUUCAUAGAUCAGCCACCUUAGGGUCAAUUUGAAAUUGUUUCAACAGACCAAUCCUGAUAUUGUCAAACGAUGGAGUAAUGAGGUGCAGGAAGCUGUCCAGUCAAGGGCUGCCCUUGUGCAGUUUCAUGCUUUGGCUCUUCUUCACCAGGUAAUUUUUUUUAUUCUUUGUUUGUUCACGUACCUAUAAGGAAAUGAAAAUCCCAUUGGCACAUUGGUGGCCAGUUGAUUGAUGUUUUUGCACAGUAUUUCUUUAAAUCCAUCCCUUUUCUAGGCAAGCCAGAGCUUUAAACGCUCUUAUAUUGUGUAUCAAGGUUAAGAAGGAAUUUCAUUUGGGAAUAUAACCAAGCUCUGAAAUUGCAGAUACGACAGAAUGACCGCUUGGCUGUUAGCAAGCUUGUUACAAGCUUGACGAGAGGAAAUGUCCGUUCACCUUUGGCCCAGUGUCUUCUGAUACGAUAUACUAGCCAGGUUAUUUGAACUAUUUGAUUAUUGAUGCAUAAUGAUGUAUGCCUGUUUUUCGUUGAUGAAAGCUCCUAUCAUUUUUUGCUAGCAUUAUUGUUUCGGUAAAAUGAUAUUAAUGGUAGGCCUAAUUUUCUACUGCCAGGUGAUAAGAGAAUCAGGUACGCAAACAGGAGAGCGACCGUUUUUUGAUUUCUUGGAGGCCUCCCUGCGGCAGAAAGCUGAGAUGGUAAUAUUUGAAGCGGCAAGGGCAAUAACAGAGUUAAAUGGGGUUACCAGUCGGGAGUUGACUCCUGCAAUUACUGUUCUGCAACUAUUCUUGAGCUCAUCAAAGCCCGUUCUUCGGUUUGCUGCUGUUCGAACUUUAAAUAAGGUUGCAAUCUCUUUCUUUCAAAAAAAUAUCUUGUCAUUUAAUUUCUGUAAUCUAGCAACGUACCAAGUUCCUGAACCCAUCCAUUCUUGGCUGGACCUGAUUGGCCGCUUUCCUUCUACUGUCAUGGCGUAGAUUCUUAUCUGGAUUCCAGAGAACUGAUCUAAUGCGUUCUUGCUUAGUGAGACAGAUUAUAGAGUCGGUAUUUUCCUUAGUGGCAUUUCUGUUAAUGCUAACUCGUUCUUUUUAUUUAUGUACUCUACCAUUUCCUUAGUCAGAACGUGGUGCUGUCAUCACGUUCUAAAAAAGAAACGUACCACUUUUCUUCCCUUGUUAGUAGAAGCCUUUAAGGCUAAAAGCUGUGUUGAAUGAUAUAAGUUCUAUGGUAAUGACAAAAAACCUUUAUCUGCGGAAAAUAGUCGAACGUUCCUGUUGGUGAAUAUUCCUGAUCUUUACUGUGUUGCUGAUGGAUGAUGUGCAUACAUUUCUUCCAAUGUUCCAUUUCUUUUUUUUCCAAGUCCAAGUUUUAGAUAUGUGCUUAUGAUAAAUAUGUCGCUUUUUUCCCUUUCUCCGUUGCUCAUUUUUGCCUCAAGACGAACUCUUUUUCUUUUAUUUCGGUUCUGGACAGUAUUUCUGUUUCUUUGUCAUGGAUUCGUAGACUUCUCCUAAAAAUCAUGUUGUGAUCUGACAUAAUGAUAAUUAUUUUUUAUUGUUUCUUGCAGGUGGCUAUGGCACACCCUUUGGCUGUAACAAACUGUAAUAUAGACAUGGAGAGUUUAAUAUCAGAUCAAAACAGGAGCAUUGCUACACUCGCGAUCACCACUCUUUUGAAAACUGGCAACGAAUCAAGUGUAGAUCGUUUAAUGAAGCAGAUAACCAAUUUCAUGUCUGAUAUUUCUGAUGAGUUCAAAAUUGUUGUUGUUGAGGCUAUUCGAUCCUUAUGUUUGAAGUUUCCGCUGAAAUAUCGCUCACUGUAAGCAAUUCACGUCCACAUUCGCGCUUUUUAUAUUAGUUUUUUUUAAAACUUUAUUUGAAGCCAUUUUUUUCUCUUUGUGCAACCAUAUUUCAGGAUGAGCUUCUUAAGCAAUAUUCUCCGAGAAGAGGGGGGCUUUGACUUUAAAAAGGCAAUUGUUGACUCGAUUGUUCUCCUCAUCCGAGAUAUCCCUGAUGCUAAAGAAAGUGGAUUGCUGCAUCUGUGUGAGUUCAUUGAAGACUGUGAAUUCACAUACCUCUCUACACAGGUACUUAUUUAUCUUCUAUUAAUUCCAUUCACUGUCGAAGUAUUUUGCCUCAUCUACCUUGUUUCCUGCCUCCAUUGUUUUAUCUCUGUUACCUGUUGCGGACGGUGCUGACGAGGCAUUGCCUUCCUCUCAGAUGAAUCUCGUCUGAGAGGAAGGCAAUGCAGCACAUAAAUCUUAAGGCUCUUCUUCCUUGUCCUCUCCACUGUCCUAACUUGGAGGUUUGCUGUCUUCUUCCUCCAUCACCUCCAUUUCCCAAGGGGCAUAUCAUCUCACCGACAAUAGUCUGUCUCCUCCCCGCUUCCCCCCACCAUUUAAGGUCUGCUGCCUUUGCUACCCACGCACAGUCAUCUUUCUUCUUUCGUCAUCCAAGGUCAUCCACAGUUCUGUGACGCUACGUUCUCCUCAUCAUCCAUAGUUCUCCAUUAUCCUUCUCCCAUCCAACGCUCCACCAUCUCAGGCGUGCCCACAUGCCCCCACUCCUUCCCUCGUUUCCUCCCCCCAUCACUAAGGGCCAGGUCACGCAUCUGAGCUCUGUGAAGCUACUUGGGUCAUUUUCUUGGAGUUUUCCUGAUAGCUAAGAUCCCUUCAGCAGUCAUACCCUAUAUUGCCUGGGCUUGUUAUUUCUGAUGCCACAGGACUGAUAAGUAGGGUUUCACAUCAUGUUUCUAUAGUCCCUCACCAAAUCCAUUUUCUGAUGUUUUCCUGGUGCUUUUCUAUAGAUCCUUCACUUUAUUGGAAAUGAAGGCCCAAAGACUUCCGAUCCCAGUAAGUACAUAAGGUACAUCUACAAUCGUGUCAUCCUCGAGAACGCCACUGUUCGGGCUGCCGCAGUGAGUACCUUGGCGAAGUUUGGGGCUUUGGUCGGUUCUUUGAAGGUAUAUAUAAAACAAAGAAUAAAAAUAUAUAUAUAUAUACUAUUAUUUUUCUAUUUUAUUCAUUUUCUUGUACUCAAAUAUAUUAAAUUGUGCGGUCAUGUUUCAGCCCCGCAUUCUUAUCCUUCUGAGGCGUUGCUUAUACGAUAUUGAUGACGAGGUGAGCUCUGGCUACACACAUGCCCGCUCUUUUUUAUCUUUGCUGAUUGGAGAGUUAACCCGGACCAAGUAGUCAAACAUCAUCUAUAUCCAUAAUUAUACUCCAUCUAUGCAUUCUUACCGAUGAAUAACAAAAAACCACUAUGGUCACAAUAUGCGAGACCUCUAAUCCGAUAUCUUUCCUCAUUCAUGCGUUCAUAAAUAAUAAUGGUUCUGUAGCAUUAUCUGACGCUCUCAUUGUUUGUUCCUAUAAAUAGUAAAAGAUGCCCCAAGCAAGGUACCCACUCGAAUAAGCUCCUCCCAUUUAUUUGGGGCCCUCGGAGAACUCAAUCAUCAUCUGACCCUCCCUCCGAUUAUCUCUGAAUCCAGCUCUCCAUCUGUUCAUUCGUUCUUGCAUCACGAAUUCAUCUCUCCACUCUGUUCCAGGUCCGUGAUCGUGCCACGCUCUAUCUUGACACACUUGCCAGCGGAGAAUCGGAAGCCACCAACGACCAGACCGAUGAAGAUGUCAAAGGAUUCCUCUUUGGGUCACUGGGCAUUCCACUGAACAAUCUGGAGACGAGCCUUCAGAAAUACGUGGGCCCUGUGAUACGCACAUUUGUAUUAUAUUCUGUUAUAUUAUAUUAUAUUAUAUUGAAUAUGAUUUAUUUAAAUUAUAUCGGUCUGAUGGGUUAUUUUUUAUGCGAACGCAGGAGGUCUCUAAGGAGCCAUUUGACAUAGCUUCGGUGCCCAAGGAGGUGAAGUCCCAGCCUCUUGUGGAGAAGAAGGCGGCGGGUAAGAAGCCCACUGGAUUGGGGCCGCCUGCGUCAAAGCCUACAUCGGCUGUGGAUGCAUACGAAAGGCUGCUGUCCUCCAUUCCUGAGUUCUCCUCGUUUGGGAAGCUCUUCAAGGUCACUGCCCUUCUCUGUCUCUUUCCCCCCAGUCAACACCCAAUAAACAGCAGAACUCUCUCCCUCUCUCUCUCUCAUGUUCUUGGGAGCAUUUAAAGACAGAUGGGUUGAUUUUCCAGUUCGGAUUAUGAAACUGGGGUGGAAUUUUUUUUUAAAAAUUCUUGGGUUUCCCCUUUUUGCAGUCAUCGGCGCCAGUGGAGCUGACAGAAGCGGAGACCGAGUACUCGGUCAACGUCGUCAAGCACGUCUACGACGGGCACGUCGUGCUCCAGUACAACUGCACCAACACCAUCCCUGAGCAGCUGCUCGAGAAUGUAAGCCAGGAACCCUAAACCUAAUUCUUUAACGGAGCGGGUGCGAUGUCCUUCAUUUAACCCUUUUUCUUCUCUCUCUCACUCUCUCUCUUUAUCUCUGUGUUUCUGUUUGGUUGCAGGUGACCGUGCUGGUUGAUGCCUCUGAAGCUGAGGAGUUCUCGGAGGUGGCCGUGUGGCCCCUGAAGAGCCUGCCCUACGACUCCCCGGGGCAGACCUUCGUCGCCUUCGAGAAGCCCGAAGGUGCCGUCAGCGCUGGAAAGUUCUCCAACCUGUUGAAGUUCAUCGUCAAGGAGGUAAUCCUUUUUUUUCUUUUUCUCCAUUUUAAUAUUUACUACUUGCUAGGUAGGGUUCUUCCCUUCUUCUUUUCCUCAACUGGGAGGGAGGGCAGUCAUCAUCAUCUCUCUUAACACUUUUUUAGUGAGAGAGAGAGAGAGGGUAUGGUGGUGGUGGGUGGUGCUGACUGGGUAGUGUGGCAGGUGGAUCCGUCGACAGGGGAGGCAGAGGAGGAGGGGGUGGAGGACGAGUACCAGCUGGAGGAGGUGGAGAUCGUGGCGGCAGACUACAUGCUGAAGGUUCCAGUCUCCAACUUCAGGAACGCCUGGGAAGCCAUGGGGGAUGAGAAUGAGCGCGUCGAUGAGUAUGGUCUCGGCCCCAGGGACAGCCUUUCCGAGGCUGUCUCCGCCGUCAUCAACGUUCUUGGCAUGCACCCUUGUGAGGUCUCUCUCUCUCUCUCUCUCUCUCUCUCUCUCUCUCUCGCACACACACUAUAUCGUUCACACGCUCUCUCUCAUCCAUAUCGUUGCUUCUCUCUCACCCUCUCUUUCUUUAUCGUUCUCUCUCUCUCUGUAUCUAUCUGUGACCCUCUCUCUUUCUUUACCAUUCUCUGUCUCCGUCUCUCUCUCUAUCUAUCUAUCUUUUCUUCUUUCUCCCACUGCCUUUCUCUCUCUCACUCUAUCCCUCUCUACCGCUCCCUCUCUUUCUAUCUCUAACCUUGUGAGGUCAGUCCCUCCCUCGUCUUUGAAUCCACAAGAUACGAAAUUCCAAGAGAGUAUUGAUCCUUGUGGAUUCAGAGGGUCGCCUCAUCAAGUCCUCGAGGAUUCAACGAUCCAAGCUCCACAUUCUAUAGAUUCUGGACGUUGUUCGUUUCUUGUAGAUUUUUUUCUUCACACAGAUUUCAGAUUGCGUCAAGUUCCUAUUCUCUCUCUCUCUUUCUCUCUCUCUAUCUAUUUAUCCUUGUGGAUGUAGGGGUCGGAGGUGGUCCCAAACAACUCGAGGUCCCACACGUGCCUCCUCUCGGGGGUCUUCAUCGGCAACGCGAAGGUCCUCGUUCGUCUCGCCUUCGGCAUCGACGCCUCCAAGCACGUCGCCAUGAAGCUCGCCGUCCGCUCCGACGAUCCCUCCGUCAGCGAAGCCAUUCACGACAUUGUCAACGGCUGA